Stegodyphus dumicola is the source of this 848-nucleotide messenger RNA. Its product is annotated as gonadotropin-releasing hormone receptor-like. NCBI's taxonomy places the organism in Eukaryota, Metazoa, Arthropoda, Arachnida, Araneae, Eresidae. The record is from RefSeq and is a predicted model, not a curated record.
AUGCCGAACCCAAGUGAGCUCUGUGAUGCGGAUUAUUUGGAGUAUUCUGGUUGGAUUGCCAUCUUCAGUGUUAUGAGAGGACCGUUUGUGGAAGAGUUUUAUCAAUGCGUAACAUACGCUUUCUAUACAGCUCAAUGGCAAGAACAGCUCUACACAACUCUCAGUCUCGUGUUGAUGUUCCUUUUACCACUUGUGAUCCUCAUCACCACUUACAUAGCUACUUUCCGCACCAUUGCCACAAAUUCCAAAACUACGUUCUGGCCGGAAGUAAGAAGAAUGGAGAAAUUCUUUGACUUUGCACGUCAGAAGAUACUUCGCAAAGCGAAGUUUAAGUCACUCAUGAUCACUGUCGUUAUCGUCCUAACCUUCGUGGUAUGCUGGACUCCUUACUACGUAACAAUGAUUAUCUUCAUUUUCCUGGAACCAGAUGAACAGCUAAGUGAAGGCCUGCAGUCUGCUAUUUACUUUUUCGGAAGUUCUACAGCCAUGCUCAACCCGCUUAUAUAUGGAGCAUUCCAUUUGAGGCCUCGUCGUAAGCCACAGUCAAAAUCCACCUCAGUUAUCAACAACAGUAGUUCCACUCGAGCUGAAACUUCAUUGAUGACAUUCCGCAAGAGUAAUCCAAGAAAGAGUAAAGAAGAGAAUUUGGCCCAACACAUAAAUGGAGAUGCCUUUGGUCUAAACCUUUGUCCAUACAGACAAAGGAAUACUUCUUCUACAGACUGUGAACGCUUGAGAAAAUCUGUACCAGAAGAAAUUACUUCAUUUUAAAUGACAGUAAUACUGCCUGAUCUGAAAUUGUUAUUUCAUGUAUCACAAAUGGAAGAAACCUUUUAAGUUACUUUAAU